Messenger RNA from Eimeria acervulina, 480 nucleotides. RefSeq lists its product as hypothetical. NCBI's taxonomy places the organism in Eukaryota, Apicomplexa, Conoidasida, Eucoccidiorida, Eimeriidae. The record is from RefSeq and is a predicted model, not a curated record. The transcript has a single exon. Bases 1 to 480 code for a protein of 159 amino acids.
AUGGGAUCGUCUCCCUGUGGGGUCGACUCCUUUGCGGGGAUCGGAUCCCACAUAGGAUCGGAUCCUGCGGGGAUCGGAUCCUGCGGGGACCGGAUCCCAGGGAGGAUUGGAUCUUUGUGGGGAUCGGAUCCUGCAGGGAUCGGAUCCCAUGUGGGAUCGGUUCCUUGCGGGGAUCGGAUCAAUGCUGGGAUCGGAUCCCAGGGAGGAUUGGGUCCUUAUGGGGAUCGGAUCCUUGCGGGGAUCGGAUCCUUGCGGAGAUCGGAUAGUGCUGGGGUAGAACCGUUACAUGGGAUCGGAUCCCAUGUAGGAUCGGUUCCUGCGGGGAUCGGAUCCCAUACGGGAUCGGAUCCUUGCGGGGAUCGGAUCCGUACGGGGAUCGGAUCCACGCUGGGAUCGGCUUGUUGCUGGGAUCGGCUCCUUGCGGGGAUCGGAUCCCAUAUGGGAUCGGAUCCCAUGGAUGCCUACUGCAGCAACAAUUAA